CUUAGAAUUGUUCAAAGAAUGAAAAAAGAUUCAAUACAUUCGGGAAGGAGACCUACAGGUUUAUGCGGAGCAGCAUUGCUUAUUGCUGCAAGGAUGCACGAUUUCGGCAGAAGUAUAGGAGAUAUUGUUAAAAUUGUAAAAAUACAUGAGUCCACUUUACGGAAAAGAUUAACUGAGUUUGCUGAAACUCCGAGUAGCGCUUUGACAUUAGACGAAUUUAUGGCUGUAGAUUUGGAAGCUGAACAAGAUCCACCAGCUUUUAAAGCCGCAAGGAAAAAGGAUCGAGAACGAAUAUCGAAGAUGGGUGAAAAUGAGUUAACGGAACUGCAAAAAGAAAUUGAUGCACAAUUAGAAAAAGAUUUAAAAAAACUUCAUAGAAGUCGCUUUAAAAAUAUUCCAGCUGAAUGCUUCGAAGAAGAUGAUGCGACUAAAUUUAUUGCGGAAUCUAAUAUGAAUGUAAUAGAAAAAUGUUUAGCUGAUUAUUCUGGGAUGAAUGAGAUUGAAACUUCGAAAACAAACUUGGAAGGUUUAAAACCGGAUAUACUGAAAAUGUGCACACCUACAUUGAGCGAAAUAUCUCAAAUUGAGAGUAACAAAUCAGAAAGUUUAACUGAAAUUAUUAAUACAAAUGAUGGCGAGCUAAACUUGGAAGGUUUAGACGACGAGGAAAUUGAUGGUUAUAUUAUGACUGAAAAGGAAGCUGAUUACAAGACGAUAUUAUGGGAAAAUUUAAAUGCAGAAUACUUGCAAAGUUUAAAAACAAAAGAGGAAAAAUUAGCGAGAGAACGUGAGGAGGGAAAACCGGAAAAAAAGAAAAGAAAACCGAGAAAAAAAAUUGGUCCAUCUAAUACUGCCGGAGAAGCAAUAGAAAAAAUGUUGCAAGAAAAAAAAAUUUCUACUAAAAUAAAUUAUGAUAUUUUAAAAGCAUUAACAGCCCCAAAAACUAACAAUAAUGCAGAAGAAAAAACUGAUAUUGCUCAUCCAAAAAUUGAGGAAGCGAUAAUACAAAAAGCAGAAACUAUCAAUGGAACUUUGUUAACUACAGUUGCUGUCCCUAAAGGAAUAUCAAAAAGAGAAAAAUUAGAAUUUGGUUUACCAGUGGUUGAAAAUGCAGUUGCACAAACAAAUGCAAAUGAACCCCUAAUUAUAGAAAACAACGAUGAUCUAGUUGAUGAGGAAAUAGACGAACCAGAGGCAGAACAAUAUGAACAAACUGAUAAUGAGUAUUCUUCACUUAAAGAUAUGCUAAAUAAAGGUGAUGAUGAUGAUUAUUAUGGAUAUGAUGAGGAUAAUUAUUAAGAAAAUAAGCAAGAAAAAGCAUGAUUUAUUUGUUGAAAAUAUUAAAAAAACUUUAUUAGUUUUUUUUUGUUUUUUAAUGAAAACGGUCUGUAAAUAUCGUUCAUUUAUUAUUAUUAUGUAUUCGGUCUGUAAAUACAUGUUUAUUUAAAACUCUUAACAGACAUUCUCUGCAAUAAAAAUUUCCUUUAUUCAUAUUUUUGAUUAUGUUCUGCUAUAAAAUUUAAAUCAUAAAAAUUCUAAAAUUUCUUAGGGCAGCUUUUUCUAAACAAUUUUUUUUUUUUUGAAAACAUAUACAUAUGUAUUACAUAUUACACUUAAUACGGCAAUGUAAAAAUAUUUAUUUUAUUUGUGUGAUAAUUAAACAUUGAAUUUUAUUUCUUUAACAUUUUUCUUUAUUUUAUUAUUUUAUAUACAUAUAUUAAUGUGCA
Messenger RNA from Condylostylus longicornis, 1727 nucleotides. Its product is annotated as transcription factor IIIB 90 kDa subunit-like. NCBI's taxonomy places the organism in Eukaryota, Metazoa, Arthropoda, Insecta, Diptera, Dolichopodidae. The record is from RefSeq and is a predicted model, not a curated record. The transcript is spliced from 4 exons. The annotation marks the transcript as partial. Gene Ontology annotation, molecular function: RNA polymerase III general transcription initiation factor activity; RNA polymerase III type 3 promoter sequence-specific DNA binding; TBP-class protein binding. Gene Ontology annotation, biological process: transcription preinitiation complex assembly; transcription by RNA polymerase III; DNA-templated transcription initiation. Gene Ontology annotation, cellular component: transcription factor TFIIIB complex; nucleus; transcription preinitiation complex.